AAAAGGAUUGCCAAAAGUUGAGACCUUUUUUAGUUGUUUUGGCGGUUUAGGGCAGCCAGCAGAGGCAAAGGGGUACAUCGGCGAGAUACACGAUGGCGGAAGACGACUACAAUGACAUGGAUAGGGGAUAUGAAGAUGAACCACCAGAGCCUGAGAUUGAAGAAGUUGCAGAGGAGGAUGUGGAGAACAAUAAUAACGAUGACAUAGCUGGAGAGCCUCUUGAAACUGAGGAUAGGGAAAAACAAGAACAUGUAGAGCGGCCGAGGAAGACAUCCAAAUAUAUGACAAAAUAUGAGCCUGCCCGAAUUUUAUGCACCCUGCUCUAUAAAUCAGGUCCGUUCAGCCUGAGUGCACCUGUCAUGGUUGAAUUGGAGAGUAAGAAGGAGGCCGACCCUCUUGAGAUUGCUUUGAAGGAGCUGCAAGAGCGGAAGACACCUUUUACUAUCCGUUGCUACUUGCCUGAUGGAAGCCAUGAGGAUUGGGGAGUUGACCAACUCAUUGUGGAAGACUCUUGCAAGAAGCAAGCAAAUGCUGCCACUGUCGUGAGGGUUCCUUUCUGUGGACUGUGUUGGUUGUUUUGUGAAAUCAGCAGGCAAUAUUGCCUCUGA
This is a messenger RNA of Neltuma alba, 608 nucleotides long. Its product is annotated as DNA-directed RNA polymerases II, IV and V subunit 6A-like. Gene Ontology annotation, biological process: transcription by RNA polymerase II; tRNA transcription by RNA polymerase III; transcription by RNA polymerase I. The transcript has 7 exons. Gene Ontology annotation, cellular component: RNA polymerase II, core complex; RNA polymerase III complex; RNA polymerase I complex. Gene Ontology annotation, molecular function: DNA binding. NCBI's taxonomy places the organism in Eukaryota, Viridiplantae, Streptophyta, Magnoliopsida, Fabales, Fabaceae. The record is from RefSeq and is a predicted model, not a curated record. The coding region runs from base 93 to 608 and encodes 171 amino acids.